Molecule: messenger RNA, 15485 nt
Organism: Pelobates cultripes (western spadefoot toad)
Lineage: Eukaryota; Metazoa; Chordata; Amphibia; Anura; Pelobatidae
Source: the annotation of a GenBank genome assembly
CCACCACGACUCUAGAUACAACCCGGACUCUAGAUAUAACUACCACACUCCAGCUACUACUACCAUGACUCUAGAUACAACUACCACGACUCUAGAUAUAACUCUACCACGACUCCAGCUACUACUACCAUGACUCUAGAUACAACUACCACGACUCUAGAUAUAACCACCACGACUCUAGAUAUAACCACCACGACUCUAGAUACAACUACUCUAUACCGACUCUAGAUACAACUACCACGACUCCAGCUACUACUACCAUGACUCUAGAUACAACUACCACGACUCUAGAUAUAACCACCACGACUCUAGAUAUACCAUGACUCUACAACUACCACGACUCUAGAUACAACUACCACGACUCUAGAUACAACUACCAUGAGAUACAACUACCACGACUCCAGCUACUACUACCAUGACUCUAGAUACAACUACCACGACUCUAGAUAUAACCACCACGACUCUAGAUACAACUACCAUGACUCUAGAUACAACUACCACGACUCCAGCUACUACUACCAUGACUCUAGAUACAACUACCACGACUCCAACUCCAACUACCACAUUGUAUACUAAUACAGGUAAGUGUUCUCUAGUUACUAUUGCUAGUUUGUGAGAGAGACAGAAAAGCAACUCUCAUUUAUUAUUACUUUAUUUGGAUUAAGCUUGUUUUUGCAGUAGGUUGUUUGUGGUAGGUUAUUAUUUUAUUGUUAUUUGUUAAUGACCUUAAUUUAAUAAUUUUCGAUAAGCUUUUCAAAGCUUUACAAUUAAUUUUAGAUAUGUUUAAACAUAUCAUCAAAAUAUAUCGAAAUAUGAAAAAAUAUUAAAUCAUUUAAAAAGCUGAUCCACAAAUAUUAAACCAAGUCCAUUAUUGGAUCACUCUGAAUGUAAAUUGGUAAAAUAUGUAGCAAAAUAUUCCCAAAAUGUAAAGAAAUUUGCUUUGAAUUGGAUAUUGAUAGUCAAGGCUUGAGUAAAACGUGUAUAAUAAAGCCCGGUGGUCUGAGCUAGCCAGAAAACUAAAUCCAUCCACUGGGUUUUAUAAGGAAACUAUUAAUAUAUAGCUAUACAAUGUGGUCACAUGAGAAAUAAAAUUUAUGACCUGCCGGCGCUUGUGCCUGGGAUGUGCCGCAAGCCAUGCCUGCAUUUCUCUCUGAUGCAGCCUCUCCACCCUCCUUACAGACGCCGCCCACUGCACUCCAGAGCCUUUUAGAGGUUCCACCUCCUCUGACAGUUAAAGGGACACUAUAGUCACCAGAACAACUACAGCUUAAUGUAAUUGUUCUAAUAAGUAGAAUCAUUCCCUUCAGGCUUUUUGCUGUAAACCCUAGGGACAACUUCAGUGGCCACUCCUCAGACGGUCACUGGAGGUGCUUCCUGGGGCAGUGCUGCACAAUGUUUAGAACUGAAGUUCAGCAUUUCCACACCCUGCAUGGACAAAUUGAAUUUUCCCAAUAGAGAUCGGACCCGCGCAAUGCUUGAAAUAAGCUAACUUUUAUUACCAUUUCUGUUAAAGCACAGCGUAUCUGAGCUAUAUUUGUGGCUACAUUACAAAUUGAGGAUUGCACCCCUCCAUAGCGCCGCUGGCCAUUCUUUGGAAUUAUUUUCUAUAUUCUCACUCUGUAUUUGUUUUCCAGGGGGCUCCCUCUACUGCAUAGAGUGUGUGAACACCACGGGUUCUACCUGUACCGGGAGCAACGUGGCCUGUCCCACUGGAAGCAUCUGUGGAUCUCAGUACACAGUAACCCGUUUAGGUAUGUGGUUAAAGUGACAUUAUUGCCACCAAAUGUGGCCUGUCGCACUGGAAAUGUCUGUGGAUCUCAGUACAAAGUAACUAGUUUGGGUAUGUGGUUAAAGGGACUCUAUUCACACUUUUGAUGCACUUCUUCACCCUGUGACUCCCCCUCCUUCCACCACCUUGUCCGCCACAAACUUUGCAUCUCAUUUCACUGAGAAGAUCUCUACAAUCAGGAAAGAGAUCUCUACUCUUUCUCCAACCAGUAUCAAUACAUCACCCAACCCCACUCCCCCUGCCAUCCUAAGCUCAUUUGCACCUGCUACAGCACAAGAAGUUUCUGCUCUGCUCCUGUCCUCCCGCCCCACCACCUGCUCCCUCGAUCCUAUUCCCUCGCAUCUCAUCCGCACUUUGUCUCCCUCUCUUGCUCUUCCUCUCGCUAACAUUUUCAAUCUCUCCCUUUCCUCUGGCACAUUUCCCUCUGCCUUCAAACAUGCAACCGUAACCCCAAUUCUGAAAAAGCCCAACCUUGAUCCCAACUCCCCAUCCAACUACCGCCCUAUCUCGCUACUGCCAUUUGCCUCCAAGAUCCUCGAGAGAGUUGUCUACGCCAGAUUGACAGACUUUCUUGAAUUCAACUCUCUGCUUGACCCCCUUCAGUCUGGAUUCCGCGCUGGUCACUCUGUCGAAACUGCUGUGACCAAAGUAUCCAACGAUUUAAUUUCUGCUAAAUCUCGCGGCCAAUACUCUAUCCUAAUCCUCCUUGAUCUUUCUGCCGCCUUUGACACUGUUGAUCAUCAACAGCUUCUUCACAUUCUCCGUAACUUUGGUCUACGGGAUUCUGCUCUCUCCUGGUGCUCCUCCUACCUCUCCCAGCGCUCCUUCAGUGUUUCUUUCUCUGGCUCUGCCUCUUCUCCCCAACCCCUCCCUGUCGGUGUCCCCCAAGGUUCUGUCCUCGGCCCCCUACUGUUCUCUAUCUAUACUGCCUCCCUUGGUAAACUCAUCAGCUCUUUUGGCGUCCAAUACCAUUUAAAUGCAGAUGACACGCAAAUCUACCUGUCCUCCCCUGAUCUCUCUCCGCCCACCUUGACUCGUGUUUCUGACUGCCUCUCUGCUAUUUCCAACUGGAUGGCUGCUCACUUCCUUAAACUCAACAUGUCCAAAACAGAACUUCUAGUUUUUCCUCCCUCAAGUGCUGCUACUCCUGUGUCUGUCGCCAUCCAAGUCAACGGCGCUACUAUCACCUCUACCUCCCAGGCUCGCUGCCUAGGAGUUCUUUUUGAUUCUGAUCUCUCUUUUACUCCCCAUGUUCAAUCGAUAGCCAAAUCCUGUCGCUUCCAACUCAAGAACAUAGCGCGCAUCCGCCCAUAUCUAACGCCGGACGCGGCUAAGGUACUGGUUCAUGCUGUUGUUCUCUCUCGCCUUGACUAUUGCAAUCCCCUUCUCACCGGUCUUACAUGUUCCCAGCUUGCACCGCUGCAAUCUAUAAUGAAUACGGCUGCGAGGCUUAUUUUCCUUUCCGGUCGCACCUCUCACGCCUCCACGCUCUGUCAGUCCCUGCAUUGGCUUCCAGUUAGAUAUAGGGCCCAAUUCAAAAUUCUGGCACUUGCUUACAAAUCCCUACAUAAUGCUGCCCCAACAUACCUAUCCUCCCUCAUACACAAGUAUGUCCUGUCGAGACCCCUGCGCUCAGCCCAAGACCUACUCCUAUCCUCUGCCCGGAUCCCCACCUCUGAUGCUCGCCUUCAAGACUUCUCCAGGGCUGCACCUAUUCUGUGGAACUCCCUUCCCUCCUCAAUCAGACUUUCACCCAGCCCCCAUUCCUUCAAAAAAUAUUUGAAAACUCACUUCUUCAUUAAAGCAUAUCAAUUAAACUGUCAGCAGGUUUCUCAUCCCCCACCCCAUGACUCCGUUCCUUCACCUGUCAAAAACGACCUACCAAGCACUCAAUAAACCCUUCUGUAACAAACUAUUUAAUUCCCCUACUUUAACCCUUUGUGUCACUAUACCCCACUCCCUCUAGCAUGUAAGAUCAUCGAGCAGGGCCCUUAACCCCCUCUGUUCCUGUACGUCAGUGGUCUGAUCUCAAUUAUGUGUCUGUUAGUCCACCCAUUGUACAGCGCUACAGAAUUUGUUGGCGCUAUAUAAAUAAUAAAAUAAUAAUAAUAAUAAAUAGUCACCACGUGUGGCUUGUCACACUGGGAGUGUCUGUGGAUCUCAGUAAACAGUAACUAAAUUGGGUCUGUGGUUAAAGGGACACUAUAGUCACACUUGUGGCCUGUCCCACUGGAAGUAUCUGUGGAUCUCAGUAAACAGUAGCUAGUUUGGGUAUGUCGUUAAAGAGACACUAUAGUUACCACACGUGGCUUGUCCCGCUAGGAGUGUUUGUUGAUCUCAGUACACAAUAACUAGUUUGGGUAUGUGGUUAAAGGGACACUAUAGUCACCCUGUGUGGUCUGUUCCACUGGAAUCAUCUGUGGAUCUCAGUAAAAAGUAACUAGUUCAGGUAUGUGGUUAAAGGGAUACUAUAGGCACUACGUGUGGCCUGUCCAACUGGUAAUAUCUGUGGAUCUCAGUGCACAUUAGCUAGUUUGGGUAUGUGGUUAAAGGGACACUAUAGUUAACAUGCUUGGCCUGUCCAACUGUAAGCGUCUGUGGAUCUCAGUACACAGUAACUAGUUUGGGUAUGUGAUUAAAGGAAAACUAUAAUCACCAUGUGUGACCUGUCCCCCUGGGUGUGUCUGUGGAUCUCAGUACAAAGAAACUAGUUUGGAUAUAUGGUUAAACAGACUCUUUAGUCACCACGUGUGGCCUGUCCUACUGGGAGUGUCUUUGGAUCUCACUAUACAGUAACUAGUUUAGGUAUGUGGUUAAAGGGACACCAUAGUGACCAGACGUUACCUGUCCCACUGGGAGUGUCUGUGGAUCUCACUAUACAGUAACUAGUUUAGGUAUGUGGUUAAAGGGACACCAUAGUGACCAGACGUUACCUGUCCCACUGGGAGUGUCUGUGGAUCUCACUAUACAGUAACUAGUUUAGGUAUGUGGUUAAAGGGACACCAUAGUGACCAGACGUUACCUGUCCCACUGGGAGUGUCUGUGGAUCUCACUAUACAGUAACUAGUUUAGGUAUGUGGUUAAAGGGACACUAUAGUGACCAGACGUUACCUGUCCCACUGGGAGCUUCUGUGGAUCUCACUAUACAGUAACUAGUUUAGGUAUGUGGUUAAAGGGACACUAUAGUGACCAGAUGUUACCUGUCCUACUGGGAGUGUCUGUGGAUCUCACUAUACAGUAACUAGUUUAGGUAUGUGGUUAAAGGGACACCAUAGUGACCAGACGUUACCUGUCCUACUGGGAGUGUCUGUGGAUCUCACUAUACAGUAACUAGUUUAGGUAUGUGGUUAAAGGGACACCAUAGUGACCAGACGUUACCUGUCCCACCGGGAGUGUCUGUGGAUCUCAGUACACAGUAAGUAGUUGGGUAUGUGGUGAAGUAGAUCAUGGUAUGAGGUUCACAGAGGAACUGACAGUAUACCUCACUGCUCUAUUUCUAGUCAGAAGAUGUAUCUCAAAACUUAUUUAAGAAAUGUAGUUCCUAUAUAUAGGUCGGAGUUAUGCAGUAUUGUUUACUUGUUUUUAGAAUUAGUUUUGUCUCUAAACCCAAUGUAAAAUGAUCUUAGAUGUUCUUUAUUUAUAUUACCAUUGUGCAUCACCUGCAUAUCUAGAGAUGGACUUUAAGAAGUCAGCAUUCGGCUCAGGAACUUGUCAAAUUAUGUUUCCAAACUAUCCCAGAGUUCCCAUCUCGAUGUACAGAUGAGGACAGACAGGUAUUGUGUUUCAGACUUUAUUCUGCAUUUCUGUUCUUUUCUCGUACAAUGUACAGACAGGGCGGUUUUUGAAAAGAUUUCCAGGAAAUGUCUGCCAGAGAAGCAGUGCAGUGUGAGUGGAAGCUAUAGCUUUAACCGCGAAAAGAUCACAACUGCAACGUCAUGUUGUAACAGUAGUGGAUGUACCCCGACAUUCCCCACAUGUGAGUAAAAUGGAAUGUUACCAAUAAAAUGAACUUAGGAUAUAAGUAACAUGAAAGUUAUAUCUCUCUAAUUUUGGGAUUCCUCGAAAUCAUCAGUUUGGAUUCUAAUCUAAUUUUUUAUCUGCUUUAAUUAAAGUGCCAGCAGGAAGCUCGGAGCCCAACGGUGUGACCUGCCCAACAUGUUCCAUUCCAGGCUCCAUUGUGUGCUACAGUGGGGAAAACAUUCAAUGUACUGGGAAUGAGACCAUGUGCUUCCUGCGAGGGUCCACCAUAACAGGUAAAGUAACGCCAAUCUUACCACUGGGGACUUUAUAGUCAUACGAACUGAUUUCACCCGCAGUGCAAAUGUGUCACCUUUAACAGCUUUGUAUUAUUCUAAGUUUAAUAACUAAAUGUGAGAUCACUGAUGAACACUAUUUAUUGAAUUUGGGAAUUCUUAUUUGGACGAAUGUGAAUUUGUCAGAAUUUUACAAAAUUAGCUCAUUCGCACAAAACAAGAAUAAACAAAUUUGCACAAAAUGACCUCUGUGCACUUCAUUCAUUCGUCAUUCGUCUUAUAACAUAAAAGGGGAGGUAGGGGUAUGAGGGGUGGCUUAAACCUAGCUUAUACUAGAACAGCGGUCAGACUGACCAUAUUAGGCUUCUAUCUGUUCAUGUAACCUGUUAGUGGAUUGGGAGAAGGAAGGCAAUGAGUGAGAGGUUAAAAAUGAAAACAAAUUGUCUCAAUUACAUUUACCACAAAAAUCUGGAAACAAACUUUAUAUGAACCGAACCAAGUAGAUGCAAUUUCCUGUCUGUGCACAAUUCUACUAUUUAUUGAAACCUGUAUAAUGUUUAUAAAGAGACAGAACUUUAUACCAAAAUACCACCCUUUCUGUAGGUCGCGCUUCACUUUACAGACGUAGAGAGUUUUAUUCACUCAGUAUUGUUUAGUGUUGAGAAUUGAAUUCAGUUUUCAUUUCACUGGACGUCGAGGAUGAAAUGUUUAUAGGGUUAAUAAAUUGACAUUGUGGCAGGCUUAUGUAAUGUAUGAUCAUAUAUUGUAACUAAAUCCCCAUUUUUUUGUACCCAAAUCAGGCGUUUUUAAAUAAAUCUAUUAUAUUUUGUGACCCUUCGUUAUUUUGCAGUUGGUUUUUAGGGAGUGAGUGUGCUGGAUCUUGAAUAUUUUAUGUUUACCUACAUAUAUUCAGUCUUUUUCUCGCACUGGUAAUUACAGGGACACUGUAGUCACUGUAACAAUGCCAUUUUGAUGAAGUGGUUAUAGUGUCUGGAGUCCCCAGAUGUUGUCCCUCUAUUACUUAAUAAACCAUUUUCAAGCAGUUUAACACUAAAUGAGGUUCGCUGCCCACCAAUAACCCUUUCCCCACUAGAGGUGUGGCUAAGGCAGAGAUUAUACAGUUCCUUAUAGCCAUACUAAUUCAUACCUGCAAUGGGGGCUGUGAUAGGUGAAAAGCAGUCAGCUGACACUCUCGGCCAAUCACAGCCUGCUGCUCAGGCUAAUACUACCUCAUUAAGCCACGCAGUACAAAGGGGAUGGGCCGCUGGUUUUACCAUUAAAACAUAAAAACAUUAAAACCUGUCUUACACUGAAUAAAAGGAAGUGGACAGGGGAAUCCAGACACUAUUACCACUGCAUUGAGAUGAAGCAAAAAACGUGCCUACAGUGUCCCUUUAAGACAAUGUUGCAAAGCUGCAUUUACAUAUUCUUGUUAAGAAGCCUUGAUUUUAUAUUUCUGCUUAAGGAGCGUUUUAAAAAAACACAACAUAUUUUAAGAUAUUGAUUCAAACUUUCACCGCGGUGUAUUGUGCUCUUGUUAAUAGCUGACUGAUGUAAAACAUAUUUUGUUACAUUUCUUCUCUACAGAAAAUCUGCAAUCUCUUUCAAUUCGCGGUUGUGCCACAAAAAGUGUUUGUGAUAAUGAAAUUCCGUCCUCGGUCACCGGUUUUACAGAUACAAAUGUUAGGUUCUUCUGUACCGUGCCCGGAGACGACUGUCAGUGUCAGUACCAAUUAUUUUAUUGUUAUUUUACUGAUUUGUUUUCUGAGGUGGACGCAUAAUGGACAGACAGAUGAGUGGUUAGAUAGAUGGAUAGAUGGAAGGAAGGACAUCUGGGUGGAUGGAUCAUGGAUGGAUUGAUCGAUGCUGUAUCGAUGGGUGGGUGGAUGAAGGCAUGGAUGGUAGGAAGGACAUAUUGGUGGAUUUAUCACGAAUGGAUUGAUAUAUGAUGUGUGUAAGAAUGGAUGGGUGUGUGGGUGGAUGGAUAGAUGGAUAGAUGGCCAAACAGGUGGGUGGAUCAUAGAUGGAUGGAUUGGUGGAUGGGUAGGUGAGUAGGAUGGAUGUAUAGAUGGACAGAAGGAUGGAUGAACAAACAGAUGGAUGGAUGGACAGACAGGUGGGUGGAUCAUGGAGGGGUGGAUGGACGGAUGGAUGGAUAGAUGAACGGAUGGAUGGAUGGGUGGAUGAAUGGACAGGUGGAUAGAAGGAUGGAUGGAAGGGUAGAUGGAUGGACAGAGGGAUGGAUGGAAGGAUGAAUAGAUGGAUGGAUGAGUAGGUGGUGGGAUGGAUUAAUAGGGGAAUGAAUAGGUGCGUGGGUGGAUGGAUGGAUGGUAUGACGGACCACCUGGCACCCCUGACUGGGUACCUCCAUUAAGCUCGCUUCCUAGCUCUCCACCGGGACACAGGAGUGCUUCAGCUCCCAGCCGCCACAGUUUGGCUGGGGUUUCACCGUCGCUUCCUGCCCUGGAACAAGGUCCUGGGUACAGCUUCAAAUGAUUGAGCUCUCCUGCAGACAUUAUAGCUGAUCCACCAAAACACUAGUCCAGACUGAGUGAAGGGUGAAAGGGAACUGCUUUAUUAUGGCCAAGUUGCCUGCUUAUAUACACAAACCCCUGCAGGGAUUUACCACACAAUACAAUGCAAGCCCCUCCCAAAGAUCUCUGAGUCUGGAAGAUAAUUGAAUUAAAGACCGGUAAGCUAAUUACAGUGCCUUGCUAAAGUAUUCACCCCCCCCCAAGACUUUUUACCUAUUUUGGUACAUUACAGCCUUAAGUUCAAUGUUUUAUUAAUCUGAAUUUUAUGUGAUGGAUCCGAACACAAUAGUCUAUGUUGGUGAAGUGAAAUGAUAACAAUAUAUACAUAAAACUAUUUUUUAGAAAUAGAAAACAGAAAAUUGGCAUGUGCGUAUGUAUUCACCCCCUUUGUUAUUAGUGAAAUGAUGUCCACCUGUGUGCAAUCUAAGUGUGAAAAAAGCAAAAUACACCUAAAAAUAUACAAUAGAGAAAACACUCAUAGAGUAAUAAUAUACCGUAUUUAUCGGCGUAUAACACGCACCGGCGUAUAACACGCACCUCCUUUUAAGAAGGAAAUUUCAGGAAAAAAAACCUUAAAUUUCAAAUAAAGAACUUCUUACCCCCUUCUUACUCCCCCCUCCCCCUCUUCUUACCCCCCUUUCUUACUCCCCCUCCCCCUCUUCUUACCCCCUUUCUUACUCCCCUCCUUACUUCCCCCCUCUUACCCCCUUCUUACUCCCUCCCCUCUUCUUAACCCCCUUUCUUACUCCCCCUCCCUCUUCUUACUUCCUCCCCUUCUUACUCCCCUCCCCUUUUCUUAACCCUUUCUUACUCCCCCUCCCCCUCUCUUACCUCCCCUCCUCUUACCCCUUCUUACUCCCUUACUCUCUCCCUCUUCUUGGCAAAAAUCCCAGUGGCAAAAGGUGGCUCUACAAAGUAUUGAGUUUAGGGGGUGAAUAGUUAUGCAAAAAAAUAAAAACCUUCAAAGUUGUGGGCAUGAUCUGUAAAUUAAAUGAUACAAAUCCUCAAACAAUCCAUGUUAAUUCCAGUUGUGAGGCAACAAAACACGAAAAAUGCCAAUGGGGGGGUGAAUACUUUUGCAAGGCACUGUAUCUCCCUGGAGCAGAGAGCCCAACACAAAACAUAAAAACAUGAAAGUACUCCAAAACAUAAUAAAAACAUACAAUAACCACACAUGUCAUACAUCCCUAAAAAGCCAUGAUCUGAAAGCCCAAGUUGUCCAAAUAGCACUCAUAUCAAUGCAGUGGUAGGGAAAAUGCCACUGUGUUAAAGUUCUGACCGGCCACACACGUGGUCCUAUGGCCAAAAUAGUUCCAGGGUGUUUGGUGCUUCUGCUGGUCAACUUUCGGGAGCUCCUGCAUCCGAAAUACCGGGUGCUCAGCAAGUCUCUCAGGUUGUUCCUCUUAGUCUCAGGCAACUUCCCUCCAAAAAGCGUUCUCCUGGGGGUUGCAAACUAAAUCAAAACCCCGGACCAAGUUGUCUGGGAACCGCACGGGUCACCUCAUGCUGAAAAAAUAUAACAUUCACGGCUAAGUCCCGCUGACCGGGAAUUAUGAAGUCCUCCGACCAAAAACAGUUCCAUAGCAGUCACGGCUGAGUACUGAUGAGGACCAUUCGGGGUUUCUUCAUGCAAAUGGCCCCCAGGGAGCUAGUGUUCUGUUCCAUUGGAACGAAGGGAAAGUGCCAAACCAGGGGUACCCAGGGAAAGCUGUUAAUGUUGGCUGGGCAGGCAUGGGCGUCCGCAGGAAUAUUUUCGAGGGGGGCAUAAUUGUAAUGACAUCCAUGCUGGGCCCCAUUUUGACAGUGUCAUUAAGGUAAGGAGCAUACUCAUUAUCACAUGAAGCAUAAGCAGGCAAAGAGUAAAGAAACCUGAUGCAAAAUCUUAUUAGAAGAAUCAAGUUGACAUUAUGUGAUUUAAGUAUUGAAAUUUCUAAUCUGUUUUAAUAUUAACACUACUCAAUGCACCCCAUUAGUCAUACAGCCAUGAUCAAGGCACUAUCACUGAAUUAAAAAAAUACAAAUGUGCAAUCUACAUUUCGCGUUACAUUUGGCCACAGCAAUAGGUGGCAUGCACAGCACCAGAUUGCAACCACAGUACCAGAUUUCACUUGCCACAGUCCCAGACUGCACACAAAGCUAUUGCCACAUCAGAAGGUAGCAUACACAGCGGUUACUACAGAACUUUGAGACACUCACAGCACCAAAAAGUACCAACAGAACCAGAUUGCACCCACAACACUUCCCACACCUUAUAAAUGCCACUACUACUACUACUAAUAAUAAUAAUGAAAAGGAAAAAAAGCUUUUGUGUCCUCCCCCCCCAACUUGUGCCCAUUCUCUCAUAUCCCAUCCACACACACCUUCAACUUUUUUCAUAUCUCCCGACCCAACUUGUGCCCAUUCUCUCAUAUCCCAUCCACACACACCUUCAACUUUUUUUCAUAUUCUCCAUGUUUCCAUUCUCCAUAUUCUCCAUGUGUCCAUUUUCUAGUAACUCCCUACACCCACCUUCAUAUUUCUCCAUAUUCCCCCGUCUCUCACCCCUCAUUCUGUCCCUUUCUCCAUAUAUUCUCCCUGUCUGUUCAUUACCUAACUGUAUAGUAAUUCUCUCCCUACCUGCGCUGGUGUAUUGUGGCUGAGUGGCUUGGGACUGGUAGUCCUACCAGCUCAGUUUGGUGCCACCUGCAGGUAGGCGGGAGCAGUGAUAAAAAUCAAUCCCUGCUCUCUAUUGCAGCCCACUCUCAGGAAUGAACACUCGGCUGCUUCAUGUGGAGUGUGGCUGAGCACAAACUGUAAGUGCAGCCUUUUUAUUUUAAAGUUAUUAAACAAAGUACCCACUUCAAGUUAUCCUGCAUGGGUACCUGUGGGGAAGAAGGGCAAAUUGAAAUUUCCGGGGGGGAGGGGGCAAGCGCCACUUCUCCCCCCCUCUGGAUGCCCCUGUGGGCUGGGUAACUCCAGAACAAGGUCUCAGACCUGGACCAUAGUUGGCGGGCAGGAGUCUCCUGGAUCAGUCCUCCAGGAGUUCGUGGCAAACGUCCUAGGAAAAGAGCGUUUGUCACAGAUGGUCAGACAGGGGGAUGGAUCAUGGAUGGAUGAAUGGAAAGAUGGAUGGACGGAUGGUUGAAUGGAUGGAUGGAUAAAUGGAAGGAUGAGUGGGAGGAUGGAAGGAUGGAUGGAUUGAAGGAAUGAUUGAAGGAUGGAAGGAUGGAUGGAUGGAUGGAUGGAUGGAUGGAUGGAUGGACAGACGAAUACAGUUCUUAUACAGUAGUUAUGGCAUAAAGAAUAUAGGGAUUGGUGACCUAUCAGAGCAGAAAAUCUGAUCUUACUUUCCCUAACUAAUGCAAUGCUUUGUUUUUUAAACAGGUAAGAGAUGCCAAUCGUUCCUGCCCUAACUGUGUACAGUGAAGACACAUAACACCAGGUGACACAGAUUCAGGAAAUACACAGAGGGAACUGGAGACACAACAACAAUUCAACAAAAUAUUAAAAUGAAUGUGACAAAUCAUUCUAAUUAUAGCUACAGUAUUUCAGAUAAUGAAUUGAAUUCCCCAUGCAGUAAUGAUACUUGUUAUAUCAGAUAAUGAAUUCCCCAUGCAGUAAUGAUACUCGUUAUAUCAGAUAAUGAAUUCCCCAUGCAGUAAUGAUACUCGUUAUGUCUGAUAAUGAAUUCCCCAUGCAGUAAUGAUACUUGUUAUAUCAGAUAAUGAAUUCCCCGAGCAGUAAUGAUACUCGUUAUAUCCGAUAAUGAAUUCCCCGUGCAGUAAUGAUACUCGUUAUAUCAGAUAAUGAAUUUCCCGUGCAGUAAUGAUACUCGUUAUGUCUGAUAAUGAAUUCCCCAUGCAGUAAUGAUACUCGUUAUGUCUGAUAAUGAAUUCCCCGUGCAGUAAUGAUACUCGUUAUAUCCGUUAAUGAAUUCCCCGAUCAGUAAUGAUACUCGUUAUGUCUGAUAAUGAAUUCCCCGUGCAGUAAUGAUACUCGUUAUAUCAGAUAAUGAAUUCCCUGUGCAGUAAUGAUACUCGUUAUGUCUGAUAAUGAAUUCCCUGUGCAGUAAUGAUACUCGUUAUGUCUGAUAAUGAAUUCCCCAUGCAGUGAUGAUACUCGUUAUGUCUGAUAAUGAAUUCCCCAUGCAGUGAUGAUACUCGUUAUAUCAGAUAAUGAAUUCCCCGUGCAGUAAUGAUACUCGUUAUAUCAGAUAAUGAAUUCCCCAUGCAGUAAUGAUACUCGUUAUAUCAGAUAAUGAAUUCCCCGUGCAGUAAUGAUACUCGUUAUAUCAGAUAAUGAAUUUCCCGUGCAGUAAUGAUACUCGUUAUAUCAGAUAAUGAAUUUCCCGUGCAGUAAUGAUACUCGUUAUAUCAGAUAAUGAAUUCCCCAUGCAGUAAUGAUACUCGUUAUGUCUGAUAAUGAAUUCCCCAUGCAGUAAUGAUACUCGUUAUGUCUGAUAAUGAAUUCCCCGUGCAGUAAUGAUACUCGUAUGUCUGAUAAUGAAUUCCCCAUAUGCUGCAGUUGAUACCGAUAAUGAAUUCCCCAUGCAGUAUGAUACUCGUUAUAUCAGAUAAUGAAUUCCCCGUGCAGUAAUGAUACUCGUUAUAUCAGAUAAUGAAUUCCCCGUGCAGUAAUGAUACUCGUUAUAUCAGAUAAUGAAUUCCCCGUGCAGUAAUGAUACUCGUUAUAUCAGAUAAUGAAUUCCCCGUGCAGUAAUGAUACUCGUUAUAUCAGAUAAUGAAUUCCCCGUGCAGUAAUGAUACUCGUUAUAUCAGAUAAUGAAUUCCCCGUGCAGUAAUGAUACUCGUUAUAUCAGAUAAUGAAUUCCCCAUGCAGUAAUGAUACUCGUUAUAUCCGAUAAUGAAUUCCCCGUGCAGUAAUGAUACUCGUUAUGUCUGAUAAUGAAUUCCCCGUGCAGUAAUGAUACUCGUUAUAUCCGAUAAUGAAUUCCCCGUGCAGUAAUGAUACUCGUUAUGUCUGAUAAUGAAUUCCCCAUGCAGUGAUGAUACUCGUUAUGUCUGAUAAUGAAUUCCCCAUGCAGUAAUGAUACUCGUUAUGUCUGAUAAUGAAUUCCCCGUGCAGUAAUGAUACUCGUUAUGUCUGAUAAUGAAUUCCCCGUGCAGUAAUGAUACUCGUUAUAUCAGAUAAUGAAUUCUCCAUGCAGUAAUGAUACUCGUUAUGUCUGAUAAUGAAUUCCCCGUGCAGUAAUGAUACUCGUUAUGUCUGAUAAUGAAUUCCCCGUGCAGUAAUGAUACUCGUUAUGUCUGAUAAUGAAUUCCCCGUGCAGUAAUGAUACUCGUUAUAUCAGAUAAUGAAUUCCCCGUGCAGUAAUGAUACUCGUUAUGUCUGAUAAUGAAUUCCCCGUGCAGUAAUGAUACUCGUUAUAUCAGAUAAUGAAUUCCCCGUGCAGUAAUGAUACUCGUUAUGUCUGAUAAUGAAUUCCCCGUGCAGUAAUGAUACUCGUUAUGUCUGAUAAUGAAUUCCCCGUGCAGUAAUGAUACUCGUUAUAUCAGAUAAUGAAUUCUCCAUGCAGUAAUGAUACUCGUUAUAUCAGAUAAUUAAUGUCCGGGUUUGAUCAUUUUUUAUGUUUAUACUAAAUAAUUACAACAUAUUUCCGGAAGAUUUGGGGUUUUGAAGUUUCAUUCUAAUAUUUCAAUGUUGGAUACUUUAUAUUUAGUAUUGAUUAAUAUCUAAAAAUAGAAAUGGACAUUUUUCAGUUUUUGGAUGUUAACAAGUUAAUGAUUUAUGAAAAAAAUAUAUUUUAUCUGCAAAAAAUAUGGUAUUGGGUUAAUGGUGACGGUAAGACUAAUUAAAGACCCAAAGUUAACACAUGAUGCAUCUCUUGUUAAUGUUUACAGUAGCUUUGCAGUUUAUUAAUUUACUUACGUUAAUGUUUUAUACUUUGUAUUGUUUUCUAUUAGAUGUACUAUGCACUGUUUUCUAUUAGAUGGAUCACAGCUGAUGAUCCGGGAGAAUACAAAGAAAGAAAAAACAGAUUGUGCCAAAUAAUAACUGUACCAAAAUGUAUCUACAGUAAUAAAACAACAAAGGCCAACAUAGAGUAGUAUAGCAAUACACUUACUGCAUGUAAAAUUCAAUGUUGAACUCACAAGAGUAUAAUAAAAAUGAGUUUAUCUUGUCUGCUGAUAAAAUGCUGAUGGUCAAGGUCUUCGUAUAUUCUUAAAAUUGCAUGUCAAAGAAAUGGUAGAAAAACAUAGUGCUACACUGUAUAAAGGUAUAACAAACGUAUUAUUAUAAUAGGCAUUUUUUUGGGGAGGGGGCGAGACCCAAGAAAAUAAAAAGAGAUCGCACAAUAUUUAUAUUUCCGAGACAAUCACCAAUCAAUCUUACCAAUCGAUUUGCCCCCUUCACAAGUUUGAAUACUUGAAGCAAGAGGAGAAGAGAGAGUGGGGAGACGGAACAAAUUUAAUUUUAAAUUGUAAUAAAGAUGAGAGUUUAUGUAUUUUUAACAUUUCCAAUGUAGAGGCCAAAUUACAAGAAUGCAUGAAUUUAAAUAAAGGUUUAAAGAUUUCACCUAGUACACCAUCUGAACCCUUCAAAUUAGAAAGAUGAAAAAAAAAACAAGAAUAUCCCUCUAAGGAUGAUACAUCUUGACUAACCGAGGCAUCAGACCCAUUGCACAAAUUUAAACCUAAAUCCACUUUAAUCCUUAACGAUAGAGGUAUCCAACUAUAAACAAUUAAUAAAAUGAUACUUAAGAAUUUUAAACAUUUUGGUCAAAAGAAUAGAUUGAAAAGUAACCUCACUAAAACAGAAAAUGCUAAUUUAAAAAUCCUAACAGAAAGAGAGGACGUAAUCAUCGAAAAUGCUGAUAAAGAGGGAGGUAUUUGAAUUAUGUCUAAAGAAUAUUAUUCACAGGAAGCUUAUAGAUUGGUCAAUGAUUCAAGUACUUAUAACAAACUAUCC